CUUUCAGAGUUGCCAUACUGUCGUCUUUCUUUUGCGCAUGCGUAUGGCGGUUGUGUCGAUAAGCUAGCAGAGGCAUCAUCUUAAAACAUGUCAGAAAAAGGAGAAGUUGAUUUAACUCGUGCCAAGCAGAAUACUGGUGUUUGGCUUGUAAAGGUGCCCAAAUACCUCUCUCAGCAAUGGGAAAAAGCGACUGGCAGAGGCGAGGUCGGGAAACUCAGAAUAUGCAAGAAAGGAAACCAAGGAAAAGCAGAGGUGUCUUUCACUUUGAACGAAGAGCUGACUGUCAUCGAGGGCUUAGAAGAUAAGACAGUGUCUGCACCUCGUGAGCACCCGUUCACCAUGCAGUCAGUGGGAGGUCAGACGCUGGCGGUCUUCACUGAGACGUCAUCAGGCCAGUCAGAAGAGAGAUCUGAUGGCAGCAGCUCAGGUUCGGGGGCGGGGGCAGGUCCAGAUAAAAUAGCCUUGGAGGGAGUGGUAGUUCAGAGAGCAGAGUGCAGGCCUGCUGUCAGUGAAAACUAUAUGAGGCUAAAGAAGUUACAAAUUGAGGAGUCCUCCAAGCCAAUCAGGCUGUCACAACAGCUGGAAAAUCCUGUCACCAACAACUACAAACCUGUGGCCAACCAUACUUACAAUGUAGAGUAUGAGAGGAAAAAGAAGGAGGAGGGCAAGAGAGCAAGAGCUGACAAACAGCAGGUGUUGGACAUGUUGUUUUCUGCUUUUGAGAAGCACCAGUACUACAACAUCAAAGACCUGGUGGAUAUCACCAAACAGCCUGUGAUUUACUUAAAGGAAAUUUUGCGUGAUAUUGGCGUCUACAAUGUGAAGGGAACACACAAGAAUACCUGGGAGCUCAAGCCAGAAUACCGACAUUACCAAGGCGAGGAAAAGACUGACGAAUAAUUUCUGACCCACCUUUUGUUAGCCUACUGUCCAACAUCUUGGUUGUACCUCGGAGCCCUCUCCUGAUUUCUUUCCAUUGGGUCUCAAAACACACUGGAUCAUAAGUUUGAGUUUUAGAGGGAGAGGUUGUUGUAUCUCCUUGUUAUUUUGUGGGAGACAAGAAAUGGUACUGGAAAACUAAUUGGGGUUUCACAUUCAAGUAUGCACUGUCUUUUCCUGGUGUAUGUCACAGCUCCAGAACACCCGUGAGGAAAAACCCAUUUAUAUUUGAAUUAGUUGUUCUACCCAUCAGAGGCACAGGACAUGGCACGCUGAUUUUUAGUGUUGACAUGUUUUAAUACUCGGAAACAAGCACAUCCAAAGGUAAACGUCAAAUAGAGGAAGGAUGUGACACAGGUAAUGCCACUCACCACUGAGUGUGUUGAGUUCUUUUUCUAGACUUUUUAUAAUCUGGCUUUUUUUUUUUGGACAUGACAUGGUGCUUUUAAAAACACAACAGGUUUCUGCACUAUGACAUAUUCAACCUGAACUUGCUUUGUCUGUUUUAAGUGCGGUACCAUUGCUGUAUCCCUUUCUAAAUAUGCUUCAGGUGUCUUCACAUUAGCUCAUUUUCACUGUAAUUUUUAAUUGUCUUAUGCAAUAAAUGUGCUUAGUAAAUAAAACUAGAAAUCCCA
This is a messenger RNA of Scatophagus argus, 1574 nucleotides long. RefSeq names its product general transcription factor IIF, polypeptide 2a (gene gtf2f2a). Gene Ontology annotation, cellular component: transcription factor TFIIF complex. The transcript has 9 exons. Gene Ontology annotation, biological process: transcription by RNA polymerase II; transcription initiation at RNA polymerase II promoter. The record is from RefSeq and is a predicted model, not a curated record. Bases 88 to 900 code for a protein of 270 amino acids. Lineage: Eukaryota; Metazoa; Chordata; Actinopteri; Scatophagidae.